Messenger RNA from Leptidea sinapis, 3864 nucleotides. RefSeq names its product phagocyte signaling-impaired protein (gene psidin). The record is from RefSeq and is a predicted model, not a curated record. Gene Ontology annotation, biological process: N-terminal peptidyl-methionine acetylation. Gene Ontology annotation, cellular component: NatB complex; cytoplasm. Gene Ontology annotation, molecular function: protein binding; protein-N-terminal amino-acid acetyltransferase activity. Bases 100 to 2859 code for a protein of 919 amino acids. NCBI's taxonomy places the organism in Eukaryota, Metazoa, Arthropoda, Insecta, Lepidoptera, Pieridae. The transcript is spliced from 12 exons.
UUAUUAUUUUUCUUACAGAUCAGAAUACAGGCAGUGCUGCUGAACGUUCUAUGCAAUAAUAAAUUAUAUACCAAAAACGAAUUAUUUUGAUCAUAUACUAUGGCAGUACAACCUCUCCGUGCAUACGAUGGUGGUAUUAUAGAAAGGCGAUUGCGACCUAUUUAUGAUUGGUUGGACAAUGGCAAUAAUAAAACCGCAUUACAAGAGGCUGAGAAAGUGCUUCGAAAAACUCCAUCACUUCAGGCUGCUAGAGCACUAAAAGCGCUCGCACUAUUAAGGUUAGGAAAAACAAAACAGUGUUUUGCGAUCUUAGAUGACCUCGUUAAAGAGAUCCCCAGUGACGAUAUUACAUUACAAGCAAUGACAAUUUCCUUUCGAGAAUCCCACCAAUUGCACAAAGUAUGUGAGAUAUAUGAAGCGGCAGUUAAAGUGGCACAAAGUGAAGAUCUGUAUACUCAUAUGUUCAUGUCAUAUGUCCGAAUUGGUGAUCAUAGUUCUCAAACACGCACUGCAAUGGCACUCUACAAAUUGACACCCAAGAAUCCAUAUUAUUUUUGGGCUGUCAUGAGCAACGUUCUGCAGGCCCAGACAGCUGUUGAUUCUACAAAAAAAGGAAUAUUAUUGACCCUAGCUCAAAGGAUGGUAGAAAAUUUUAUAGAAGAAAAGAAAAUGGAAGCAGAACAAGAAGCCAGAUUGUAUAUAAUGAUAUUAAAGAUGCAAGAAAAAUGGGAAAAAAUAUUAGAUUUCAUUGAAAGUCCCCUAUAUGAAAAACUAGUGCCGGGAUCAAGAGCACAGGCUUGUAUUCCUUACCUAAUACAAUUAGGCCAAUGGAGAAGGUUAAAUUUACUUUGUAAGGACUUGCUGUGGGAUAACCAGGACCGAUGGGAUUAUUAUAUGCCAUAUUUUGAUUCAGUCUUCAAUUUAAAAGAUAACCCAGAUACUGAUAGUGAUAGUAAUGUUGAUGACACACCAGAGAAAUGUCAUGAGUUCAUCUGCUCUAUUAUUGAAAGCUUACCAUCAGGACGACCUUUAAGAGGACCAUAUUUAGCGAGGCUAGAGCUAUGGAAGCGCUUAUCCAAGGAUGGGGAUCCCACAUCGUUAUUGGGUAGUGGUUUGGCUCUAUGUGUUCAAUAUUUGACAGUAUUUGCCAAUAAGAUGUGUGCAAUUCCCGAUCUGAAGCCAUAUUUGUGUAUAUUACCUCAGAGUGAAAGAGAAGAACAUUGCAGGGACUUUUUAACUUGUUUAGGAUUAGAUGAAAAUAGUAAAGUGGAAUCUCCAAAUGACAUUCAGCGUCAUUGUAACUGUCUUAGUGCCUGGAGAUUGACAGCGCCUAUAGGGAGUGCAGAGGAGGACCUGAAAAUAGCCACAAUAUUAAAAGACCAUUACAUCCGGUGUGUGGCCGACUGUCUAGUCACAUCUACACCCACUGAAUUCUGUGCAGCAGAUACAUAUGCAAUUCUUGCUGCGCAUCAUUUCUAUGCUGCAGCCGUUCAAGACAAGAAUCCAUUGCAUAUAUUAGAGGCCUUGCAUAUACUGGAGUUGGUGACGAAUAGAUCACCAUCAAACUUCCAUGCCAAGUUACUCUUAAUCUCAUUAUAUAACUUCCUAGGUGUAACAGAAGCAGCUGAGUGGAUAUACGAUAAGAUGGAUGUGAAGCAUAUCCAGCUGGUGUCCCUGGGCUGGCUCCACGUCGCCAGACUCGCCCCAGGCCUGUGGCUACAAAGAGCGCUAAAGCGUGUGACUGCCGCGUGCUCUUUCCACGAACACCACGAUCGGGAUAGCGUGGAACAGGUGACGUACGCAUACAAGUUCGGAACGUUCGAGAAGGUGGUGGAGGUGAGGGCGUGGAGUGCACGCAUCCAGGCGUGCGCGUGGGCUGCGCUGUGCAAGCGGGAGAGGGCGCUGCUGUCGCUGGUGGUGAACCCGUGGCAGCAGCAGGAGCUGCUGCUGCCGCCGCCGCACCCGCUGCCUGAACAACCCACUGACAAUCGUGACCUCAACGCAAUAGUGAACUGGCUGCCGACCGGCAACACGGAACAGCAGAAGAAUAACAGUUUCCAGCAGGAUGUUGCGUACCUGAGGCUCAAAGAUGGACUCCUUUCUUGUUUAGUGCUGUGUAAAGAAUGCGCUGAUAGUAAAAGCUUGGAAGAGAAAAGCAACCGUUUGAAAGAGUUACGGUCGUGUGUGGAUGCUUUUGGAGACGCGUUGGACAAGUGUCGAGAGCUGUGUACUGACGAGCCCCUUAGUGUGGCGGCGCCCCUUCCCAGCAGGCUGCUCGCGUUGGUGAGGUCGCCGAUAUCUUACCGCGAGCUGUAUUCAAGUGCUGUGCUGAUGCUGGGUGAGGUAUGCGCAGGCAGCGAGCCAGAGGCCGCAGUGGACCGCCUUCGGAGCGCCCUCACAGCGUCGCGCUCGCAGCUCCAAGAGAGGGCACAGCCACAGCUCUGGGAAAACCGGGACGCGCUCGAGUUCUACGCCAACUACCUAGAGUUCAUUGGAGUGAUAACGUAUCUGUUGGGAAUGUGCCACACUCCUGACUUAAAGAAGUCCAAAAAGAAAGAGAAGCGGUCCCCUGAACAAAUCCGUACCAUAAUAGAGGCCUUGCGUAAGCUCAACGAUGAACUGCAAGAAACCAUAACGACCCUCAUACAAAUCUUCGAAAACUGGCCCAGGUUCGGCGACUUGGCAGGAUCAAGAACUUUUACAACGAAUUGUUUUUCCGGAUCUUUCAAUAGUCCUGUUUGUUCUAAAAUCAAGCAAGGUAUCGUCGGGGUGAUGAGGGAUACUGUGACGAUUCUAGAAAAAAAAAUCGAGUAUUUGAAGAGUUUACCAGCCUCUAGUCAAGUCUCUCAUCAAGUAUAGUCAGAUUGUGCAGGAUGACAUGUGAGGGACAGUUUAAAUAUAGGAUUUUUGCAUUAAAGUAUUAAAUAUGUCGCGCAGUAACAAAAAAUCUGUCCAAUGACCUCUCGCUCAUACAGAUUGUACGUCGGAAUUACCAAUAUGCAGAUUUUUUUACAUAUAAGAGAAGGCAAACGCGCAAAAGGUUAUGGAAUGGGGAGAGGUGAGUCAACCGCCCAUGGACAUCCGCAACAACAGGUGUCAAGAGAUGCGUUGCCGGCCUUUAAGGUGGGAGUAUGGUCUUUUCUUCAAGGUCCCUAAGUCGUAUCGGUUCGAGAAAACAGCAGCCGGUAAUUGAUUCCACAAAGUGGCUGUGCGAGGCAAGAAUUUUCUUACAAAACGCACGGUUCUGGAAUGCCAGACGUCAACAUGGUGCGGGUGUUAUUUUUGCAUUUUGACGUAAUGUAGCCAAUACCAGUGGGAGGCUCCUUUGCACAGGAUGCCGGCUAGAUUAUGGGUACCACAGCGGUGCCUAUUUCUGCCUUGAAGCAGUAAUGUUUAAGCAUUACUGUGUUUCGAUCUGAAUGGUGCCGUAGCUAGUGAAAUAAUUGGGCAAUGAGACUUAACAUCUUAUGUCUCAAGGUGACGAGCGCAAUUGUAGUGCCCCUCAGAAUUUUUAGGUUUUUCACGAAUGAUGAGCGGCUUUGCAUUGUUAUGGGCAGGGCGUAUCAAUUGCCAUCAGCUGAUCGUCCUGCUUGUCUCGUGUCUUACUGUCGUAAAAAAAUGUCCUGUGGUGGAAUUCUUAACUCGACUUAUUUACUACUAGAGAGCAUUUUAACACAUAUCUUUUUUUUUAUAUUAUUUUGCAUCCUGCUCCGAUGCUACAUUUGUACAUUGGUGCGAGUGAGAUGAUACGCUUUACUAUAGCACGUUUGAAUUUGGUUUUAAAGAGAACAAUUUAUGUAAAUGUAUAAAUAGUUUACGUAAGGUGUACAUAUAUACAGUUUGAAUAAAACAUGAGCUCAUAAA